Molecule: messenger RNA, 2527 nt
Organism: Procambarus clarkii (red swamp crayfish)
Lineage: Eukaryota; Metazoa; Arthropoda; Malacostraca; Decapoda; Cambaridae
Source: RefSeq, a predicted model, not a curated record
GGGAGGAGGGGCGGGCGGAUCAGUCGGGCGAAGACUACUAAGGUGUGAGGUGUGACCCAUAUGAUCUCUUGUCUUAGUAUUGCAAACACCGUCCAGUACAUAUAAUAAGAAAAACGAAGCGGCCUCUCAAUAGCAUCAACAUCAGGGGGCUCUAAGGAAUAAGUGUACGACAAGGAACUCCCUUCCUCUCCUGAAGCAUGGGCGUGCAGGCAGCGUGUGAGGAAUGUGGCUCAGAGGCCACUGUCUGCUGCAGCAGUUGUCACCUGGGCAACUACUGUAGCGGCAGCCACUGCCAGCAGGUGUGGGACACCCACAGGCAACACUGCUGCCCCGUCGUCGAACGGAGCGACCCUACGGCAGGCAGGUUCCUGGUGACGAGCCGCGAGGUUCCUGCCGGGGAGCUGCUACUGACGGAGGUGGCCAUCGCCGUGGGGCCGCGCGCCACCUCCCCGCUUGUCUGUCUCGGCUGUCACCAACUCAUCCCUGGCGCAGAGUUCCCUCGCUGCGCCGCCUGCUGGUGGCCGCUGUGCUCCGAAGCCUGCGCCAGCAGCAGCCUGCACCGGGCAGAGUGUCGCAUCCUGGCCGCCGACACCAGCAGGCUCGGGCAGCCUCGAGGACCAGGCAGCACCCCGCGGUAUGACGUCAUCCUCGUGCUGCGCUGCCUGCUGCUGCGCGACACCGACCCUGCGGCCUGGCGCCGCCUGCAGGACAUGGCGAGCCACGCGAAGCGUCGCCAGCAGGAGAGGGAACAGCACCACAUGACGACUGUGCUCUACAUCAAGGACGUGCUCAAGGCCGACUACGACCUGCAGGAUAUUCAUCACGCUCGCGGGGCCAUCGUCACCAACUGCUUCGAGUGGCGGAGUCCUUCAGGAGUGAGCCUCCGCGGCGUGUAUCCCGUGUUGGGCCGCAUGAACCACGCCUGCCGCCCCACCGUCGCCAUCACCGCCGACAGCGAGGGCACCAUGUGGGCGAGGGCGGCGGUGGACCUCCAGGGCGGCGACCACCUCUACAACACCUACACCGGCACCCUCCAGACGCUGUGGCAGCGACGCGCCUACACCACAGAGGCGCACUUCUUCACCUGCUGCUGCGUCCGCUGCGCAGACCCGACGGAGUUAGGUCUGCACUACUCCUCUCCCAGGUGCGAGCAGUGCGACCACCAGUACCUGGAGCCGAGGACGUGGCUGGGGGAGAUGACGUGGGAGUGUCCGAUGUGCGGGCUGCAGCAGCAGGAGCAGCUCCUCCGUCAGGAGGUGGAGCAGUGGCUGGAGCACUUCAACUGUGACGACACCUUCCUGCACACCAGCCCCCACGCCGUCAGGAACAUUCUAGACAAGUUGGAGGAGGUCUUUCACCCGCAUCACCACGUGUGGGUCACUGCGGCGCAAGCAGCCAUCAGGACCCUGCAGGAGAACCGCUCCAGACAGGCCCUUGCCCUCAAAAAGGACCUCUGGCGGAGACUUUUGCACAUUUACGACAUCCUUGAACCAGGACUCACCAGAAGGAGAGGGGUGACCCUGUACGAGGUAGGGGUGGCCGAAGCAGACAUAGCCAGAGCGGAGAAGAAAGCCGAGGACCUGACGGAGUAUUUCUUCAAGCUACAGAUGCAGCAGGCGCUGCGCCACCUGCAGCAGGCCAUCUGUAUACUGAGCCUGGAGCCACCGCGGUCCAGCGAACGGAGAUGGUAUGACCGAGCCAGAGACGCAGCAGCAGCAGUUGUUCAGGACCUUUCUGGCGAGGAGCUGCCCGACCACACAAAACAGGACUUCGGUGGCCAGGAGCUGCCCGACCACACAAAACAGGACCUCGAUGUGGGGCAGUGCCCGACCUUCCUGGACAAGAUGCAGGGGCACCUCCCGACCUACCAUAUAAUAAGUUCAUAAUCAAUGUAAACCUAAUAUACACAAACGUGUUUUCUUACCAGUCUACGGGGAGCGUGAUCUAGCUCUCAAGAGUUCCGCCUUAGUUCCGCAGGGCCUGCUGAAGUUAUACCACUGAAUGUUUCAGGGUUGUUAUACUCUCAUGAACAAAUCCACAAGGGCCGUGACGAGGAUUCGAACCUGCCUCGGAGAGGCUACGGGAUCCAGUAAGUUCAGUAGAACUUCGGUUUCAACCCUUUUACCCUGUCGUAGCUCAGUCGAUUAAGGCAGUGUCUGGGAUGCUCCCGGACGCAGGUUCGAAUCCUCGUCACGGCCCUUGUGGAUUUGUUCAUUUGAUGCAUCACGUUAGUGUGAUAUCUGUGUGUGUUGUUAUAUUCUCUCCUGAAGCUAGUGUUCCCGCUAUCUCUGGUUCACUCUUCCCGCUUAGCAACCAUACUGGUUGAGAGUAUUUUACAGCAUCUGUCUGGUUCACUGGUCUUCCCAACUCCUCCCACCUGUCAAACCUCCUUCUGCUACUAAUAACUUAGAAAAGACUAUUCACUUUUCGUCUCUUCUCCGUCGUAUCUUACACCUGAUUAUUACACCUUUAGUCCUUCUCUUUUCUAAUGGUCUUAGCGUGUGUGUGGAACGGGGGGGGGGGGGGG